UGGUCCCCUCCUUCAUUCUUCAAUUUUUAUUUUUAGGCGGAUUAUUAUUAUUAUUAUUAUUGUCAUCUAUCUCUAUUUCACCUUAGGUAUGCACUGCAUCUGCUACUUUAUAGUGUGUUUGAAUUUGUUCGGAUGAUUUUCAUGUUGUUGAACUAAAUCUGGAGGAAAAGUGGUUAGCAGCAUCCUAAAGAAGACAUCCAGUGAUAACUAAGUAUUUAUGGCUAAAGUUCCUGGGGUCAUCUACUCAUCGGUUAAAAGUCCCCAUCAUCCCAGCUUAAACAGUAAUAGUCAAGGAUUGGUACCAAAGAAAUUCGGCCAUGGCCUACUUUCUAAGUUCAAAUUAAAGUUAUCGACCAAGGAGAAACUAAAUACGCCUGAACAUUUUACAACUUCGUUCAUAUGUCGGUCAAGAGACGCACAAACUGCAGAAACACAAGAAAGUGUAAGCCAGAAUGAAGAUUGCUCUGAUACUAUCAGCAGAACUCAAGGCAGAAACGGACAGCACAUUCAUGCUGAGAGAAUUAAUGACAGAAACCAAGCAUUAGCUGAAGCUUGUAAAUUUGCUUACAAUGAUGCUAGAUAUGUCAAUGAAAGGGCUAAAAACGACAUUAUCUUGCUUUCUCGUGGCAUUAGGAGAUUGGAUGCUCGGGCGCGCCAAGAUGUUGCUAUCUUAGGUUCGGGAUUUUUAAAACUAGAUGCUCGAGCAAGGGAAGACACUGAAAAAAUUGACAACGAUGUGAAGAAAAGAGCUGAGCAUCUACAUCACAUUGCCCUUGUUUUACAAAACAAAGCUCAUUCUAAAUUGAAAAGCGUUGCUGAUCGACAUUGGAGUGAUGGAGCUUUAGAGGCGGAUCUCAGACGUGCUGACUAUAUAGCCAAGCAACGAGCAAUGGAAGAUGCCCUCAUGGCUUUAGAGUUUAUGAAAGAUGUACACGACAUGAUGAUUAGCAAGAUGUACAAACUGAGAAAUGGAGCUCUAUCUUUUGAUGACAUGGCAGGCCAAAUAACACUUGAAAAGAAUGGAAAAGUCCUCGACUUUUUCCCUGGGGAGGUGUCAACUGAUCGCAUUACUGCUCUUCAGGAAGCUUAUCAGGAUAUGGCAUCUGCACUCUCAGAGGCUGAUGGAAUUGACUACAAUGACCCUGAAGAACUUGAGUUGUUGGUUGCCACACUGAUGGAUCUUGAUGCAAUGGAUGGUAAAGGUAGUGUAUCAUUAUUGGUAGAGUGCUCAAGUUCUCCAGACGUCAAUACAAGAAAAGCAUUGGCUAAUGCUCUAUCCGUUGCACCAUCGAUGUGGACUCUUGGAAAUGCAGGCAUGGGAGCUUUACAGAGACUGGCAGAAGAUAGCAACCCAACCAUUGCAGCCGCAGCAUCUAAAACCAUCGCAGAACUGAAGAGACAAUGGGAGAUAGAAGAAGGCGACAACUAUAGAUUUAUGAUGAAUCAAAUUCCAUUGCGUGAUGCAGACUACAACAUUAGUGAUGACAAUGGUGAUGAUGAAGACGAUGAAACAGACUAUUAGAUGUUAACGUCUAGAAAAUUAAUAUAAAUGUAGAUAGAUGUCCCCAUAAACCACCGAAUAAUCUGUAAUGUAUUAAUGUCUAAUAAUUUCCAUUUACCAGAAAACAAUCACUUACAUAAAGUUACAUGCUGGUUAUAAUAAAUCUGCUGCCUAUAACAUGUUACCUUUUGGUAUAAGUUUUAUCCGUAUAUGUGGCCCAUAGACUUGAUAUAUACUUUCUUAGGUAUCUUAUUGAGGUUUCCGAGUUAACUGCCAGAGGUUUCCGAGUUAACUGUCAUUUUCGUCCCUUUGGUUUGUUUACUUUUGGCAUUUCAUACCAAUUUUCAAAAUUGCACUAGAUUCCUCCUAACAUACUGAAAACGUAUCAUUUCAGUUCAAAAACUAAAACCCAGUUAAGUCACUCACUUUUUUAGUGUUAGAUAAAUAAACCACAACAUUUCCCUCCAAUAACCAACAUACCCUACCCUAAUUCCCAAACUUCUCCGUCGAUUAACACCCUUCAUCCACGUGCGUACUCACCGAUCAAACCAUUGCAACAAUGGAUCAUGAAGACGACAAUAACCCAAACCGGAGGCUUUGAGCAACUCAACAUUCAAAUGUCAAACCCCAACUUGCAUACGUACACGAACCUGAGUUGUUUACCCUGGAAGUUCACCAUGUUGGUGAGCUCACUAUAUUCGAAUCUCAUAUGUUGAUAAGGUGAAUGCAGACUAUUUCUCGCGAAUAAUAAUCAAUGACAUGAUGAUUGAACUUGGUUACAUGGAUAAGGAUCUAGAUGUUCUAAUAGGGUUCCAGGUGAAGAUAUGGAUUUUGGGUUAAGGCCAAUAGGUAGUGAUGUUGAUAUUCUUAGGUUAAUUAAACAUCCAACAGUGACUAAGGUUGUAGAGUUAUAUGUUGAGAAAGUUCAAAAAGUGGAUUUAGGAGACUUGACAUAGGAACCAUUAAGUGUGACUAUGCCUGAACAACAUCAAGAGCCUCAACAUGGUCUUGAUUUAGGAGAUUUGACACAGGCACAAGGUUGUGGUGGUAAUGAUAGUCCAGGAGGUGGUGAUGAUAGUCCAGGUGGUGGUGGUGAUAGUGAAGGCAGUGGUGAUGAUAGUGAAGGUGAUGGUGAUGGUAGCAGUCAUGAGGUCCAAUAUGAGGGUACUAAAGAUUCUGAAGAUCCAGAGUUUAAUGCUGAUUAUGAGCUUAGUGAAGAGGAUAUUGAUGGCAGUAUGAAUGCAAAUGCUACUAAAAAGAAAACUAGCGAAAAGAGGCAAUAGAGGAGGAUAGUGAGGGCAAUCUUGAGGCAAAUGCUACUAAAAA
This is a messenger RNA of Helianthus annuus (common sunflower), 2827 nucleotides long. RefSeq names its product senescence-associated protein SPA15, chloroplastic. Gene Ontology annotation, cellular component: chloroplast. Gene Ontology annotation, biological process: leaf senescence; cellular response to oxidative stress. The coding region runs from base 218 to 1522 and encodes 434 amino acids. The record is from RefSeq and is a predicted model, not a curated record. Lineage: Eukaryota; Viridiplantae; Streptophyta; Magnoliopsida; Asterales; Asteraceae. The transcript is spliced from 14 exons.